GUGACGAUUAUUACCGCUUCAUCGCCGGUCAGGCCUUUCUGUCUUCCUUUGCUUGUUUGUUGAACACUCCUCUAGUGAGAGCGAGUAUAUUAAACCCUAGAAAAUUCAAUCGAUCCAAAACUCACACAAAUAUACUCUCUCUAUAUAAUAUAUUAUACAAAAUAUAUAUACGCGUAUACAGAUAUACAUUCUCUCUGUACACACAGAUACAUAUACAUAUAUAUAUACUUUCUUUUUCUCUGUAGUGACUGAGCAAUGCCGGAAUGGCCCAGCACAGGCAAUCGGGCUUCGACAGAGUCGGCGUUCGAAGCCACGACUUCCACCAAGGGAACGGCUCUGUAGAUCACGUCUCAAUUGGGAUUCGUGGGCCUCCUCACAAGCAAUUCAGGAAUCGAAGGUUCAAGAGCCGCAAGGUCUCGAUCGGCGCUGUCAUUGUGGUUCUCUCUCUUGCUUUUGUCGCCUCUGUCUUAGCUUUCGUGUAUCUCUCCCGAGACAAAGAAAUAAAUGGUUAUCAUGACGACAGUGACGACUUGAGGAAUGAUCCUGAUUUUCUCACAAAUGUGACCCGGACGGAGAGUUUUAGAGUGCUUGAGUUUGGCCGUGGUUCAGGUGCACAGGGCAGGGAUUCACGGUACUGGGAUAGAGAUGAUAGGAGAAGGGAUGAAGAUUACAGUGAGGAUGUGUCAGAGCAUGUUAGCGAGGGUGCUAGGAGUGGGGUUAGUGAUAAAGUUCGGGAUCAAAUAAAAGGAAGAAAUGGUGAUAAGAAGUCUUCUGUUGAUGGAACUCAUAAAAGUUCGGAUCAUAAAGGUAUUGGGCUAUACAAUGAAGCUGGGCGUGAUGAACUGAAAAUGUAUGAAGCAGAAUAUGAGGCCUCUUUAAAGAAGGCUGGGCAAUCAAGAGAUGACAAUAGCAACCUGCAUCGGCUUCCUAAUGUGGGUGUGGGAAUUCAAAACAAGGAAGUGGAUGUUGAUGAUGAGUAUGACGAUGGUCUUGAUUCACAUGAUUCUACAUCGGAAGAUUAUGAUGGUAGUGAACAUGAAAAUGGGGACCACUCCGAUGUUGCAAAAUUCCACGGAGCAGAUAGUAGGGAGUCUUCUAAAGCAGUUGAUGCUAGAAUUAAAGAUGAGAAUAAUGCAGAGGAGGUUGAUGAAACUGCCACUGGUUUGUCCGACGAGCUACAUUCUGAAAAAUUAAAUGCAAAUACUGGGCAUGACAGUGUUCUUGAUGGUCAAUCUUCUAAAAGGUCUAGUUCUGAAAGGCGGUCAGCAUCCAAAAAGAAGUCAAAGCGACGCAGAACUUCUGGUUCUUGUGACAUGAAGUUUUUGAAUUCUACUGCAAAGCUUGUAGAGCCUUUAGAAAGUCGGAAAUUUGCAAGGUUUUCCUUGCAGUAUACAGGAUUUGAAGAGAAGCCUAAUGGACAGGAGCAUUGGGAGCCCAGAUUUGCUGGGCACCAGAAUCUAGAACAACGGGAAGAUUCUUUUUUUGCACGUGAUCAGAAAAUAAAUUGUGGCUUUGUAAAAGGUCCUAAAGAAUCCCCAAGUACAGGAUUUGAUUUGGCAGAGGACGAUGCAAAAUAUAUUAGUACUUGCCAUAUCGCUGUUAUUUCUUGCAUCUUUGGAAAUUCAGACCGCUUGAGAACACCAAUGGGUAAAACGGUCUCUCGUUUAUCAAGGAAAAAUGUAUGCUUUGUUAUGUUUGUGGAUGAAAUUACUUUGCAAACUCUUUCUUCUGAAGGCCAGAUGCCAGAUAGAAUGGGUUUUGUUGGUAUAUGGAAGAUUGUGGUGGUGAAGAAUCUGCCUUACACUGAUAUGCGGAGAGUGGGAAAAAUACCAAAACUUUUGCCACACCGACUUUUUCCUUCUGCAAGGUAUUCCAUUUGGCUGGAUAGCAAAUUACGGCUCCAACUUGAUCCUCUGCUCAUCUUGGAAUACUUCCUGUGGCGUAAAGGCUAUGAGUAUGCCAUUUCCAAUCACUAUGACCGGCAUUGCCUGUGGGAAGAAGUGGCCCAAAAUAAGAAGCUUAAUAAGUACAACCAUACUAUUAUAGAUCAUCAAUUUGCAUUCUACCAGGCUGAUGGACUAAAAAGGUUCAAUGCAUCGGACCCGAACAAGCUUCUUCCCAGCAAUGUACCUGAAGGGUCUUUUAUAGUGAGGGCGCACACACCAAUGUCGAACUUAUUUUCUUGUCUCUGGUUUAAUGAGGUUGAACUGUUUACUCCUCGUGAUCAGCUUAGUUUUGCAUAUACAUACCACAAGUUGAGGAGCAUGAAUCCUAGCAAACCUUUCUAUCUCAAUAUGUUCAAGGACUGUGAGAGACGUACCAUUGCUAAGUUGUUCCAUCACAGGUCAGAAGAGAGGCGGAAUAUUCUUCGACAUGUUACGGAGUAAUUUAUGCUCAUUAUGUCUAGUCUAGCUCUUGGGAAGAUGGUUCUAUCUGAUCUUACAUUAUGCUCGGCAACACUUUUUGGUUGCACCAAGGAGGUAUGCUGCAAACAUGUUGUAGAAGUGCUGGUUGUUGGAUCAUCCUACAUUGUAUAUUACAAUCGGAUGUGAAGGUCAGGCAGAUGCUCAAAUAAAUUCACACAAUUCAAUCAAUACACCUCAGGUUUGCUUGCUCCUUCCCUUUACGUUGAAAAGGAAGAAAACAAAGGGGGGGAAACAAAAAAAAAAAGCUCAGCAUCUUCAUUGUAUUCAUUAUAUUUUUCAUUCAUUUCAUUGUUUUGUGAGACAAGAUGAAGCACCCAAUACCUUUGUACCAAAACCGUCAAAGUGACCCCUCCUCGGACCAUAUAUUUUUACUCAUUAAAUGGGUGUCUUUUGUUGUUGUCAAUGAGAAUUUUGAUGAGGCUUUUCGAAGCUUGUACAAUAUUAUUGGUAAUUUGAAUA
Molecule: messenger RNA, 2885 nt
Organism: Cornus florida
Lineage: Eukaryota; Viridiplantae; Streptophyta; Magnoliopsida; Cornales; Cornaceae
Exons: 7
Coding region: 264-2387 (707 amino acids)
Source: RefSeq, a predicted model, not a curated record